Ornithodoros turicata is the source of this 2839-nucleotide messenger RNA. Its product is annotated as endothelin-converting enzyme homolog. The record is from RefSeq and is a predicted model, not a curated record. The transcript has 5 exons. Gene Ontology annotation, molecular function: metalloendopeptidase activity. Bases 130 to 2694 code for a protein of 854 amino acids. NCBI's taxonomy places the organism in Eukaryota, Metazoa, Arthropoda, Arachnida, Ixodida, Argasidae. Gene Ontology annotation, cellular component: plasma membrane. Gene Ontology annotation, biological process: protein processing.
UUAUUCAGUUGACUUAUACAUUUAAACGUACUUCCUCCUAAGUUACAGGCCUUGGAAAGUGUCCCCAAACGUCACUCUGAGCUCAAGCACCAACAGAACGCUGAUUGGGCUCUGCUCUGUUUUAGAACCAUGGUGAGCACUCCGGAAACGACAUCUACUGAAGUCCGUCGCGCAAAGAAGAAAGGUCGAAAGGAAAAGGACAAGAAAAAGCGUAAACCUCAGUCAAGUGAAUCCGCGGCACCUUCGACAGAUUCAACGAUAGCAGAGCACUCGCAUGUAUCGGCAGAAGAGCUAUUGACACGACCCGUCGUAGAAUCACCACCGGAAGCAGCAACACCGCCUGCAAAGUCAUCGCCAUCUGCAUCAUCUGUCUCGGACCAUUCUCAACUAGCCACAAAAACACUAUCAGCCAUAUCGCCAGCACGUGUGCAAUCUCCAUCGAGAUCAAAACAACAGGCAGGAUCACCAGGAUUGGCAGAAUCACCCUCAGCAGCAGAGUCUCCGGCACAUUCAGCAAUAAGGUCACUGAAUGCCGAAACAGCUGAACACUCAGCAGUAGCAUCGCAACUCGCAGGAACGCGCAGAUAUUUGGCAACAUCGCUACCAGCGGCAGAACCACCAAAAAUUUCGUCGUUUAGGCUGCGCCACAGAUCACAAGUACCAAAACCAUCGCAGGCUGCGUCCCGUCCAGAAGCCCCCACAGAGCCAUCUGAUAAACCGAAAGUCCCAAAAGCCGACCAACCGGUUGCAGUAAACCAAAAAUCGAAUCUUCGUCGAGUUUGUAUUACUGUGGCCGGAGUCCUCGCAGUCAUCGUUAUCAUAGUCAUUCUGCUCUCUAUCGGGAAAGCGGCUAUCGGCUCCGUCCACGUUCCAGCAAAUAAUACAAGUUGCACAAGCGCUGCCUGUGCUGCUGCCCUCGCUCAGUUCAGGCUCAUGCGCAAUAUAGCGUACGACCCGUGCGACAGCCUCUAUAUGUACGCUUGUAGCGGUUGGUUGAUGAACAAUCCACGUUACUCGACGUAUCAGGGUCAACUGGAAAUGCAAAUUAUUCAAGCAACGGCAGACAGAUUGCAGAACAAACAGCUUGAAUCCAAGGAUACUGAACCUUAUUGGAACGCCGUCAUGUAUUACAGAUCCUGCCUCGAUUUUAUACGGAAGCCCCCACCAACCGGCCUGCUGGUUAACAGAAGCCUAGAACUGCUGGAUCUCAACUUGACAAAAUGGCUUGCACGGAAUGACUCGGUUUCUUUGUUCUUUCUCGUUUUCAACCUGAGCCUUGGCAGCGGGGUGGAUACAUUCUACAAGAUUGAAGUAUGGGUAGACAACAAGGAGCCAGCGAUCACGAUUCGUCCGGGGUGGUCCGCAGGCAUGACGUUAUCACUGAUUAAGAACUCAGACGUACGAGACAGCUACUUGGCCAAUAUAUUGCGCCUGAUAGCACCGAGUUUGCUGACUGACAGCCUGAGAACUGCCUUACUGAAGUAUGACAACUCCCUUACCUCCCUGUAUCCGUGGUUGAAUUCCACGGAGCUAAAGCCACUGGUACAUGGGAGCCUUAUGUCGCUCCAAGACCUUCCUACUAUACCCGGGGUGCUGCAUUGGUUGACAUGGAAGGAUGCGACCAACGAAUACAUCAACUCCUCAAAACGCCUUUCUAACAACUCUUCGGUUGUUGUGUAUGGAAUGGACACGUUGAGAAAGCUCACUCAAAAGUUCUUCGAGCAGGAACCGAAUAACCUCGUCAUAUACAUAUUUAUGCAUGUCCUUACAAACCUUCUGCGAUUUCAGUUCGACAGGAGUCGCCUGGAUUAUAUUCCUUGCAUGCAUUCCACGAGCAACUAUUUCCCGAGUUCCUUGAUCCAUUUCGUGUAUGAUGUUCAUAAUGGAAUGGAGGCCAGCGCUUCUUUCGACACCUUCGUCGAGGGUAUCCGCACCAAGUUAAUCGAGGACGUUUCUUCUUCCUCUUGGAUAGCCCAGACGACGCGUACGGAAGCUGCGGCAAAACUCCGCUCGAUGAAAGUAAUUGUGCUUCGCAAGGAUGUUUACGAAGAGAGUGAUUCGGUGCCACUCAUGAAGACUGACUUUCUGCAGAACUACAUCGCAAUCACCCGCUAUGUACGCACGAAGGGAAAUAACUACGCCCGAGAAAACAUCUUAGAGAGUGAUUUUCGUUACCACUAUUCGGGGAACACGUUGCACAUAGCUAACUUUAUGCUGAUUGAGCCCACGUUUUACAAGCGUGAAGAACUGUUCGUGAACUAUGCCACCGUGGGAGCUAGGAUUGCGGCCGAGAUGUCGCUCGCGCUUUCGAAGAACGGCAGCGUGUAUCGUUCGGAUGGGAAGCAGGAGUUGUGGUGGGAUGAGAAGACUGCGGACGAGUAUCAGAAAGCAGUGUCCUGCUAUGGCGAACAAGUGAACGACAGUCGCUUGGAAAGCGGUCGCCUUUUCGCCACUGCCCGGGGACUCCAUCUCGCUUUGUCCUGGAGUUCGCUCCCAGGCAACGGUGCGGACGUGCUUUUCUUCGGUCGCUACUGCCAACAGUUCUGUCGCGCAGAUUACGGUAGCCAACCGGCCGACCUGCCUGCUCAGCUUCUCUGCGAUUUUGCGGUGAUGAAUGAGCCGAAAUUCUUCGAAGCUUUUCAUUGCGGGAGGCUGUCCAAACUUUUUAAAAACGAUCGUUGCAAGGUCUUAUGACUUGCACUAAUGCGUACAGGAAUUAUUUGGAAAUGUGCCCUAUAAUUUGCCAUUCAAUUUGCACUACGCCUUAAAGUGCGAAGAAGCAUGAUGUCAAAGUGAAAUACGGCUGGGACACGUCAAGCUACAUAACGGCGCUUUUUGU